CUGUCUGCUUGCUGCGCUUCCCACAACUCUUCCUCCAUCACUGCCCGAGCAGCCAUGAAGUGCGGUGGCUGCUUCGCAUUUUGGUCGCGGCCAAUUUCAGGACCUAACAAAGACUGUCGAGGACCCUUUGAAAUUCCGCAUUAUGAGCCACCCCGCUAUGCGGUCAAGGCCCAGGCAGAAGAAGAGACCCCUUUUCGGCUCACCUGCGAGGCUAGCAGCAUGUGGCAUCCAGAAACUCAGCCAUGGGACCGUGCAAUUCCAUGGGACGGGCGUCCGAUCGAGAUCGACCCGGUCACUAACAGACCGCUCAAGGUGAAGGCAAAGCCAGCAACUGCGGAGAUAGGAGUUCAGACGGAGCCGGUUCACAUCGAGCCCAUUCAGACGGAGCCUCCAAAAGAGGCGGAGGACAGUGAUUCCGGAAUUGACUUGAAGCGGCUGUGUGCUGCCAUCGCCAACUUCCAAGAAGUCCAUGAGCGCGAACACAAGCACUUGGAGACGACUGCAGAGGAACUCCAGCAGCCGGAGACUGUCCAUAAAACGGAUGAUGAAGCCGUCGAAAUGCUUGAAAGCUUACAGCCCGUCACAUACGAAAAGAGCUUCAUGGAAGAAGCACAGGAGAAAGCUGAAAAAGCUCUCAGCCUGAAGGCAUUCUGGGAGAAAAUUGCCCAGCAUGACCGAAUGGUUCAGCAGCUCGCAAGAGGGGAGACGCCAACGCCAGCCUUCAGCUCACCACAUCUCGAGAUAGCCGCCAUAGCCCACGUCUUGUUUCACGGAUCUAGUGCCGUGGACCAGGAUCCACGCUGGCUACCAAGACGACCUCGGCCGCCCAAGAUGAAGAAGAAACACGACAACUGGGAAGACUACAUCCGGGAAUUCGACGACCCAGAGACUGUCGAUCUAGAAGGACUCUGGGUCCCGGUCGAACCUUACGAGUUGCCAAAGGGCACGCCCAUCCUGACGGUGGAAGUGAAUCUAGGUGGUGAAGAGUUUCCCUUGGGACCUCUGGAAUACACCACUGAGAACACAGUAGAAGAAGCGUGCCACGACUUUGUUGCUGAACACAAUCUUCGGCCCAUUUUCGAGCCACUGCUUCAAGCCUAUGUCUGCUAUACAGUCAUGAAGUCCAUCAAAGAAGACUCCUUGGACGUUCUGACCCUGUUGUGACGACACGGCUCUUCCCUUGGAGCUGUGACAGUGCUGCUCCAACCCAUUCUAGGUGAAGCACUGCGGUGGAAAUGUGUCAUGUUACCUGUCUAUUAGUUACAGUACGUCACUUCCCGCCUUCUAACUUGGUUGGGAGCAGCCUUGUGUGAUGGCUCCAGCGUUACUAAAUGACGCUGGGAACAUCACCUUGGGCCGUGAUGAUCAGUGGAAUAUGGGUGCACGCUCCAGGCCCAGA
Cladocopium goreaui is the source of this 1399-nucleotide messenger RNA. NCBI's taxonomy places the organism in Eukaryota, Dinophyceae, Suessiales, Symbiodiniaceae. The record is from the annotation of a GenBank genome assembly.